AUGUCUAUAUCCAUGGCGUUAUUCUCUCCGCCGAUCUCUUCAUCGCUUCAAAAUCCUAAUCUCAUCCCCAAGAUCUCAGUCUCUCUUCUCUCCACAAAGCGUUUCUCUCUCGUCUCCGUCCCUCGAGCCUCUUCCGACAACGGCACGACCACCACACCCGCUGCAACCACCGUGGAGGUUCCGGUGAAAAAAUCUCCGGCGGGAAGCACCGCAGCGUCUGAAAACGGCGCCGUUGGAGGUGAAGAGAGUGCUGCAACAUUUACUACUCCCACGGUAAUCAAAUUUGAGGAUGCGAGGUGGGUUAAUGGGACUUGGGAUCUGAAACAGUUCGAGAAAGAGGGAAAAACCGAUUGGGAUUCCGUCAUUGUUUCUGAGGCAAAGAGGAGGAAAUGGCUUGAAGAUAACCCAGAGACAACUAGUAACGACGAGCCUAUACUCUUUGAUACCUCAAUCAUUCCAUGGUGGGCAUGGAUGAAGAGAUACCAUUUACCCGAAGCUGAACUUCUCAAUGGUCGUGCGGCGAUGAUAGGCUUCUUCAUGGCUUACUUUGUUGAUAGUCUUACCGGUGUAGGACUUGUCGAUCAAAUGGGGAAUUUUUUCUGCAAAACACUCUUGUUCGUCUCUGUUGCUGGAGUUCUUUUCAUCCGCAAGAACGAAGAUUUAGACAAACUCAAGGGUUUGUUCGAAGAGACAACCUUAUAUGACAAGCAAUGGCAAGCUGCAUGGAAAGAGCCCGAAUCUUCAAACAAGUGA
This is a messenger RNA of Microthlaspi erraticum, 753 nucleotides long. NCBI's taxonomy places the organism in Eukaryota, Viridiplantae, Streptophyta, Magnoliopsida, Brassicales, Brassicaceae. The record is from the annotation of a GenBank genome assembly.